UUCGCAUCUGGCCACCGAGCUCAGAUGCCUUUUCCCAACCUGGGAGACCGAAAUGGUGCACAGGAUCAACGUAGCCAUUGGCAGUGGUUCACCGAGCCCCAGAAGUAUAUGCAAGCUAAUGUUCAGCUGCCUAGAUUGCCCAGUCAUAUAAAGUUGCUACUCGGUAGUGGUGGUAUAUCUCUUUGGCUGCAACCUGGUCUGCCUUGGGACUCUGUCGAGCGGGGUCAGGCUCUCUCGCCCCUUUACACAUCAAAGAAGUUGAUAUAUACCGGAAGCUCCGUCCAGGGCUUCUUCUGUAAAAGGGGCCUAUGAUUAUUCUGUUUGAUGACAACAAUCCUCUUGUCAAUCUUGUUCUAGUGCGAUCAAUAUAUUGUCACUUCUUUAUGUAGACUUCCGUCCGGUCAGCAGCAUCCAAGACGAUGAUGGCCUCUAGCCCUGCCCUACGCAGGCCCGCUCUGGGCGAGGUGGCACGCAUCGGGAAUCUCUACGAUGCUCGACGAGACUCGUUCCUCCCGACCUCGGUUCUGAAACCUGAUUCGGCCGGCAGCGUCGUUCUCACGGGCCAGACCAAAAUAUCCGAAUUCUCCACAAGCAUCGAUGGAUCAUACCAGGCCCGAUCCAAGAUUCUCGGCCUAGACCGGGGACUCGCCGCCUCCUAUCUCUGCGGCAUGGCUGGUGCCCCCGGGUUCAUGGACUACCUCGAUGAUGAGGAAGACAGCUCGCAGUCUCGAAUGCUGCUGUGCAAUAUUUCCUCGAGCCAAGAGAAGUUAGACCUCGUGGGUCCUGAUCUCAGAGAUGCCCUGAACUUGGCGGUUCUGCAGGAUGGGUCGGCAACCCAUAUAGUGACAGAGGUCCGUUGGGGCACCCAGCUCGCAGUUGUGGCUUCUGCUGGGAACCGGCCGCCGACUUCCGAGUCCGAGGCUGAGCUGGAAUCCUACUUCUCUGAGUUCCAGAAGAUGAUCCAGCACGCGGGUGCGUAUGUGCCCUCGCUUGUGCCAAACUCGUGUCACACCUUCUCCAUUCAUGGUAACGACAGCCUCGCCGGCUUCAACACCUCAGACGUCAACGCGAUCGCCCGAUCUCUCGGCGAUUUCUCCAGAACAACCCCGGACGGUUCUUUGGCACAGUCCGAACCCCUGGCCUACGUCUUGCUCCCCCUCAGCUUCCUCAGUCUUCUCUUUCCAGCGGUUACUCAGCCAAUGCUUGUUACCCCUGAUCCAGACUGCCUCGACCAAUUCACUCAGGUGUUUGAUGAACUCCGAUCGAAUCGGAAGAAGCUUAGCGGCUACCUAGGUGUGCUGCAAGCACAUCGCCACUGCGUUCCAGACAGCCACACAGACGCCAUCUCCAUCGCCGACGCCAAAGCGACGCAGUCGGAGCAGCUCCUGAGGUCGAGAUAUUCGUCGCUUCUAGUCUCGGUCAGAAGCGGUGAUGUGGCCAUGGAUCAGCUCUGGUCACUCCUGAAAGAGUUCCAAGACGGCCCCCUGUCGACUCGCCAGCUCUCCGCGUCCAUCGGGGAGUUUGAAGCCAAGAUGCAGUUUGUCGAUAUGAUGAUCAGUAAAGGCGGCAAGUACACCUCUUUCAACCGCCGGCAUCCUUGGAACUUCCUGGGCGACGAAGAUACUUACGUCCUCUUUUACUACAACGACGUGGCGAGGAAGAACCCAGCACUCUGGCAGAGCCACCAGAGCCUUAUGAUUGACCUCCUCGAUAACCGGCGGGGAAAUUCCAACAUGGUCUUUUGCGACUGCGACACCGACGGUCCAACUCCUCCCGUUAUCCGGAUAGCGCACAUCAAGGAUCGGAAGGUCUAUGCGAAUGACCUCGUGGAUGAAGAAAGCUUCGCUGCCGACAAGUCUCUCGCCAUGUGCAAUACCCAGCUGUUCUUCCGCGAGGACCGGCCAAAGCCUCAGCAGCGCCGUGCGGUCCGGAUGCACUGUCCCGGGCAGAGAUGUGAUCCGUCCAUCGCGCACGAGUGGUACUGCAACCGGUGCAGAUCUGCCAUCGAGUUCGGGGACCAAGACCAGUACUUGUACUGCGACUGCGGAUACGGCAGCUACAAGGGCUACUCGUUCCGCUGCAAGGAGGCGAUGACGCACGGCGGGGCCUACGAGAAAUACAAGCCGAAGGAGCUCCUCCAGCAGCUGCAACGGCUGAAACCCUACCGCCAGAUGAACAUCCUCAUCCUCGGCGAGACCGGGGUCGGGAAGUCGACCUUCAUCAACGCCUUCAUCAACUAUCUCACCUUUGAGACCCUCGACGAGGCGGUGGCGCAUGACGGCCUACAGUGGAUCAUUCCCUGCUCCUUCUCGACACAGUUCCUCGACGAGAAAGGCCGCUUCCACCAGCAGGACAUUAGGAUCGGCACAAGCAACGAGGAGGCCGACGGCUCGCUCGGCCAGUCGGCCACCCAGGGCACGACCGUGUACCGCAUCCAGAUGGGGGACCUCCUCGUCCGGCUCAUCGACACCCCGGGGAUCGGCGACACGCGAGGCAUCGAGCAGGACAAGGUGAACAUGGCGGGCAUCCUGUCGACGCUGGCCAGCUUCGAGACGCUCGACGGCAUCCUCAUCCUGCUCAAGCCCAACAGCGCGCGCCUGACGCUCAUGUUCAAGUUCUGCGUCACCGAGCUGCUGACCCACCUCCACCGGGACGCGAGCCGCAACAUCGUCUUCGGCUUCACCAACACGCGCAUCUCCAACUACAUGCCCGGGGACGCGUUCAAACCGCUACAGUCGCUGAUGAACAAGUACCAGCAGGUUAAGAUGUCGCUGAGCCACUCCAACACGUACUGCUUCGACUCGGAGUCGUUCCGGUACCUGGCUGCACUGAAGCAGACGGGUCGACCGAUGGACAACGAGGACGACUUCCGGCGCAGCUGGCGGCGGUCCGAGGAGGAGUCGCGGCGGCUCCUCGCCCACUUCGAGGGGCUCGAGCCGCACCUCGUCAAGGGCACGCUGAGCCUGAACCGGGCGCGCGACCUGAUCACGAAGCUGACCAAGCCCAUGGCCGAGAUCAUGGACGUGAUCAACCGGACGAUCCGCAUCAACGAGGACCACAUGCAGGAGCUCAGCGACGAGAGGUGCAGGGGCGACGACCUCAAGAGGCGCCUGCACUUCCAGAAGAUCGACAAGCUGACCAAGCCCCUGAGCAAGCCGCGCACCGUCUGCACCGAGGACAAGUGCGUCGACUAUGUCCAGGGCGUGGACAAGACGGUCAUCAACUACCGGACUCACUGUCACAAGGUAUGUUACCUGACGGAAGUCCCCAAGGAGAUCAAGGGCGAAUCCCGGCUAUCCGGCUGCGCGGCCUUCGCGGGCGGCGCGGGCAAGUGCAAGACGGCCAGCUGCGGGCACGAGUGGCAGAGCCACAUGCACGUUUGGUACGAGCUGGAAGACAAGCUGAUCACGGAGAAGCACGCGGGCAUCGAGGCCAUGCUCAAGAAGCACGAGUCCGAGGUCGAGGUCAAGAAGGCGGCCGUCCGGGAGCACGAGCGGCGCGUCAGCGAGGCGCGCGCCGAGCUGAGGGAGCUCGAGGACGCCGCCGCCCGCUUCGGCCUCUUCCUCAGGGUGAACUCCAUCACCCCUUACAACGACGAGAUGCUCGCCUACCUGGACGAGCAGAUCAAGGAGGAGAGGCAGAUCGUCAACUCCACCCGCGCCGGCCAGGACCGCCUCGACGGCCUGCUGCGCACGCGCGCCGAGUACGAGCAGCAGAUCCGCGUCCUGGAGAAGGAGAUGUCGGCCGGCGGCGCGGGGAAGAAGCCCCUCGACGAGCGCGACGUCGAGAAGCUCGUCCUCCGGCUCUACCGCCUCAAGGGGUGGGGCCAGAGCCUGAAGGACAUCAAGACCGCCGCCGAGUACUACGGCGGCAGCGCCACCUACCACGAGCGCCAGUUCCGGUCCCGGCGCACCUGGCAGCACGGCGGCUGGUCGCGGAGCUCGUACUCGUCGUCGUCGUCGUCGCCGUCCCUGUCUCUGUCCCUGUCUGCCACCCUGGUCUCGCCGUCCCGGGGUUUCGGGCACGGCAGAAUCGGCAGCGGGAGCAGCAGCAGCAGCGGCAGCGGCGGAGGUUACACCCUGACGGCCGGUCCCCAGAAGUAUUCGUCGCUGCUGCCUCCAGAGUACGACGACUCCAACACGGAGGGACAGGCGGCCGGGUCUGAGUGGCGGCCCCGAUCGCUCGUCUCCGAGAUGUCGAUGCGGUCCGCGCCGGUCCGGGAGGUGGAGCCCGUGUCUAUCUCGAGCAGGCUGAAAAGCGGGCUGUUUGGUCGUUUGAGGAAGUCGAGCAAGUGAAAGUGGCGCCAUGUUCGAGUGGUUUUAUGGCCCUUUUUUUCUAUUUGUUAAAUAAUUAAUGGGUAUUUUGCCAUGUUAGUUACUGACGAUUCUCCUUUUUGUAUUUGCUUGAAUUCCAUCAAUUUUCCUGUGAUCAUGUUCCAGGUAAUUCGGCCAUUAGAUCCUCAGAUCUCUUCAUGCAUCCUCUGGUGAUUAACAUCUCCCCCUUCUCUCCCCCUUCCGUUAUCGUCCUCUCAACACAACCGGCAACUUUGGGUCUAGCCCUGAUUCACCUCUCAAUGCCGAGAUUCCAGCCGGGCCAUGCAUGGCCUUGGCCAGGUCCCUGGUUUGCUUGAACCCCCUACUCCCGAAAGCCCGAAGGGUGUCCAUGUCACUGCCCUCGUAUUACCCCCUCAAGUAAAGACC
Molecule: messenger RNA, 4700 nt
Organism: Phialemonium atrogriseum
Lineage: Eukaryota; Fungi; Ascomycota; Sordariomycetes; Cephalothecales; Cephalothecaceae
Product: P-loop containing nucleoside triphosphate hydrolase
Exons: 2
Coding region: 420-4295 (1291 amino acids)
Source: RefSeq, a predicted model, not a curated record